This is a messenger RNA of Nylanderia fulva, 4585 nucleotides long. It is a transcript of the gene dlp, whose product is annotated as glypican dally-like. Gene Ontology annotation, cellular component: extracellular region; synapse; cell surface. Gene Ontology annotation, biological process: regulation of protein localization to membrane; regulation of signal transduction; cell migration. The record is from RefSeq and is a predicted model, not a curated record. Lineage: Eukaryota; Metazoa; Arthropoda; Insecta; Hymenoptera; Formicidae.
AUGAAUUUUCCGCGUUUCUCGGCGUUGUCGAUCGUAUUCUACGUGCUCAAUUGCGCGUUUCCGGUCGUACUUUCGGGUCAUCGUGUCGAAGUAUCGUUUCGCGACGAGCAAAUCUCGUAAUAUUCGACAAAAAUCGCCAAGGUCUACGACACGGUCGCGCCGCCAUAUUUCGUUUGUUACAUUUCACUAUCGUGCGUUGGUCUCGAAAGCUUUCUCGCGAAUCCUCGAGCCGGAGAUCUUCAGCGGAGAGCAAAAAAUAUCGUGCGUGGAUGGCUCGGGAUUUUCACAACCGCGUUUUUCAACCAACAAUCUUUCUGGAAUAGUUGACUCCUAGUGCGGAGGGAGUCGUCGAAUCGUCGUUCGAUAAGUGCUUUGAUAAGUCGUCUUUGAAAAAAGCAGCGACGCCGAAAAGAGCAUCGGUUUAGUUCGCGCGCGAAUAAGCUCUCGCGUUUUAAUUAACGUCGAAAAUGUGAUAGAUGAAAUCCGGGCGUCGCUGCGUCGCGAACGGAAAAAGGUAACGCGAGUGUUAUGCCAUGUAAAAUAUUGCGCGAUCAUAAUUAAUAAGUGUGGCUUCGCGAGUGAGUGCCAUGAAGGAAUACUAAAUAAGGAAUACCAGAGAAGGAGGAGGCCCGAGGAACAUCAGAUGACGGCAGAGCAACGAUAAGAAUAUGCUGUACUACAACUCUGCCAUUCUACGCAUCGUACUGCUAAAGAGCUGAAGGUAUGCGGCAGCGUCAGAAGCGGUGGCGAAGUGUGCUGCUCAGCCGACAUGGAAUUGACACUGCAGGCCCGAGCACGUGACAAGCACGAGCAGGCAACCCGAGACACUCUCCAGAGGAUGCACGGAGUGCUGACAAUACGGGGAAACAGAUUCCACAGUUUUUUCAAGGAUCUAUUGGAAACCAGCAAACGAGGCUUUCAUGAAAUGUUCAAGAAGACUUACGGCAUCCUCUACGAACAGAACGCGUAUGUCUUCACGGACUUCUUUGACGAGCUGGACAAUUAUUACUCAAAGGGAACGGUGGACCUUGACGAAGCCAUGGACAAUUUCUUCAACACUCUCUAUCAGAAAAUGUUUACCGUGCUCAACAGCCAGUACAUCUUCGACAAUAAAUAUCUGGAGUGCGUAGGCGAACACAUGAAAGAGAUGAGACCGUUCGGAGACGUGCCGCAGAAAUUGGGUGUCCAGAUCAAACGAUCCUUCGUGGCCACGAGAGCCUUUAGCCAAGCUCUGACAGUCGCUGCAAGCGUGAUGAAAAACAUGCAAUCGCUGAAACCAUCGGCUGAUUGCGCAGCUGCCCUGACCAGGAUGACAGCCUGUCCUUCCUGUAGCGGUAUAUCGGACAACGUGCUGGCGUGCGGCGACAUGUGCGCCAACGUGAUGAAGGGUUGCUUGGCGCAACACGCGGCACUCGACACUGAAUGGAAUCAGUUCGUCGAGGCUGUGGACAAGGUCGCUGAUCGGCUGAACGGCCCGUUUAACAUCGAGGUGCUGGUGCGUCCGAUCAAUCUUAAGAUCUCCGAGGCAAUCAUGAACUUCCAAGAGAGCAGUCAAGACGUGUCACAACGCGUGUUCACCGGUUGCGGUCGGCCGAUGCUAGGUAGACGUAGACGCAGGGAUAAUCACGAGCUGGAGCUGGAAUCAUUGAAUUUCGAACAGGAAACAUUGACCGAGGAUCGCAACCCCUCCUCUUCCGCGGCCCUAGAUAAAUUGGUGAGGGAGAUACGUCAGCGAGUGCGCGAUCUCAGGCAGUUUUGGGUCUAUCUGCCCUAUAGGUUGUGCAACGACGGUCUGGUUGUUCCGCCUAGCAACACGAAAGAAUGCUGGAAUGGCACACACGUAGACAAAUAUAUAUAUCCAGUGUCCUCGGACGGUGAAACACAGAUGAUGAACCCGGAAGUGCGCAGCAUGGGACCAAGAUCGACCAUCGUAAAGGAGCAGACUUUUGCGCUCGGUGACAUCUCAAAUAAGUUGAAAUUAGCGUUCAACGGACAGGACGUCAAUUGGAUUGAUACAGAUAAUAUAACUCUUAAUAACUUAACAGAGGAGGAAACGUGGUACGGGUCCGGCAGCGGUUCCGGCGACGGUGCGUUCACCGACGACGAGGACGGUUUCAAGGAGGGCUCCGGUUACGAAUCGAACGUGGAGUCGGAGCCAGAACAGCCAUCGAAACAGCCGUCUCCGCCGGUAGUAGUUCAUGAGGCCGAGACGCCGUCGCGAGUGGAUAUCGAGCCGCACAAGGGUACGGGUACAGGUACAGCUACCGGUACGAGCAGCACAACGGGCUCGGGCAACAAUCAGACCACCACUGUGGACAGCAGCGGUGCCAGCAAGCAGAAGAUGUCGCUGUCCAGGGCGCUGACGACGUAUCUGGUACCUAUAGUAGUGAUGUGGUUCGGCGGUUGCCUCAACGAUUACCUGUGAUUGUGCGGAUCUUGCGACUCUGAGCCUAGCCUGGUGUAAAUAUAUUGCCCGAUCUCGAUUCACGAGAUCGAAUGGAAAGGAACUCUCGAUAGAAAAGACUUGGAAUCGCGCGUAAGAAGUGUCUCGCGAAUAUCUCCUUGCUCCUAGAAAUCGUCAAGGACAUUCGUCGCGAGCAAUCAUCUAUUUGAUCCAUUUCCGGAUCCUCAAUUUCUAUAUUCGCUCAAUCGAAUAAUGCGUACUCUAAGUAGAUUCAGCGAAUAUCGAAAUUGUUAGUCAAUCGACCUAGCGCACGGAGUAUACGAAUUUUCGUGGCCAUAGCUCUUCGCCGGUCUGUUUUUUGAAGAAAAACGGACAGAGGUGAGAAAGAAUCCAUCAGCUAUCUGCCUUUCGAACGAGAGACAUUGUAUGGAAACAUUUAGCGGGGUAACGAAUUUCGCUAAAUUCUUACGGUAGCUUUUAUCCAUCCCAUCAUGACGAUGUUAAGUAAACCUGGCACUGUGGUCCAGAUAUUUAGAGCUGCGAUAAUGGAUUUUACAAUCAACGAGUUAAAGGAUUUAAGGCAGCAGCACAUCUGACCAUUUUGUCUCCCUUCACCAAUCUCUGCUUCUUGACUGAACAUAAUAUUAUAUGCUCUUUUGUUGCGAGGAAAGUCUCGAAAUAUAGACGUAUAUGACACACCUUUCGAAUUUGCAUGAAUGAAAAUAUUUCCAUGCGAGAGAGGAUUUCUUUUUCUGCGCGGGAUGUCUUUCAGGAAAUUAAUUUUAUUUAUGCGAACGUUGAAUAUAUUACAAGUGACGAUAUACAAUUUAUUGUAUAGUACCUAUGCUUAUUGUAAGAACAAUCACGUUACGCUGUUUGAACAUCUUUCCGAAUUUUAGAGAUGUACCGUUAACAUUGUAUCAUCGGACUUACUGCCACAAUUGCCCCAAAAAUUCGAGCUUCUCGAGUAAAUUAUCAUUGGUAGUAAAUAAUUACAAUAUAUAUAUAUACAUAUAUAUAUAAUGGGAUAGAUAGUAACGAUCCCAGUCUGAGAUCGAGUCUUUCCAAAUCUUAGAUUAUCUACUGAUCUUGUCAGAAUUCUACUGCCAAAUGGAAAAAUGCGAGUUUAAAUACAAAAACGUUAUCGAUAACAGAGAUAUCUCAUACUCAUAUCUCUCGAUUGUAUCAAAUCUUUCAAAGAUCCUUAGAUAUAUUAUACUAAAUCUCUUGAUCCUACAAAAAUAUUACUGCCAAUUUUAGAAAUUUUCCACUUUUCUCAUUCCCUUUUAUCCGAAUAUAAAUACCGUGAUGUUAUUCCCGUUUAACCGAGCUUGCGAUAACAUUUUAAUAAGUCACCAAAAUACGGUCAAAAAUUGAUGAGAUCGUCUGUCAGAAUUAUGCGAACUUGCUUAUUGUCAAUCCCUGCGUUCAUCGCGUAACCGAAAAGCAAUGUGAACUCGUGCACCGACAAUCGCGACGACAUUUCGCUGUAUAUGCAAAUGAUGUGUUUGAUUACAUAUACCCCGAUAUACGUAAGACGAUCCGAACGAAAUAUGUAUACGAGCGGGACUGAGUAUUUAUUAAGUGUUCGUUAUAUCGAUCCAUUCAGGAUCUGUGGAAUGUGCGCGAAUCCAGAAUAUGUGACAGGAAGCGCAGGAAAAAAAUGGAAUCCUUGUGAUAGCUAUGAUGUUGUCACGAAUAGAUUUUUUAGGAAAAGCUGCGAUUCUCCCAAUGUUAUUGAGAUCGAGAAAGUUUUACUGGUUUUAAUUUAAAACUUUUAUUUUAUGUUAGUCUCAAAACAAAAUAUAUAUCAAUAUAUUAUAUUAUUGACUUUAAAAGAUAAAAAAGUGAAUUAAAUACACGAUAUUGCGGUGAUUUCAUAAAUUCAGAGGAUUCUAUAACUUGGCUCAUGUUAUGUGGAAGAUUUGUUAACAGUGUUCUCGGCAUUCGGUUUCGACGACGAUGAAUACAAUGAAUAUCCCUUUGUCGUGAGGUAAUAUGAUACAAUCAAAUGGAAAUAACGAAUAAUAACGGCCUGAGAAAAGAAUUCCGAAGGAAACACGUCCGAAAUUUUCGCGAAACCGAGCCGUAACACUGUGGCGUUAAUUUGCGUUAUAAUGAAUAGUGUGGGAAAAAACAAAAGAGAUGUUCGUUGCGGUAAGAUGUAAAUAAAUAGAGUGG